Molecule: messenger RNA, 1494 nt
Organism: Prorocentrum cordatum
Lineage: Eukaryota; Dinophyceae; Prorocentrales; Prorocentraceae
Source: the annotation of a GenBank genome assembly
GCCCAAGGUAGCGUGCGCAGGCAGGCCCCCCUCAGCGCGCCCGCCUGGGGAAUGACGGGAGGAAACGAAACGGGAGCCCAUCCCCCGUCCUCCCCCACCCCAGGGCCAUCCGUCCGUGGCAACGCACAGCUGGCCCCGAGCUCCAAAAAUAAGACAUCACAUACGAGACUGACGAUGAGUCCCAGCAUAAACCACUGAUUGUGCUGCGGUUCGCGAAUUGAGCCGACGUAGAGAUCAACUCUUCCGUGGGCGUCUCUGAAUUUCUCCACAUUGUAGUUGCCCGCGGCAACGAUGCCGACAGCAAGGUGUAGUCCUAGAAGCAGGAAGUCAUGAUCAGCAUCUUGGACGACGGCGACACCAACCUCGAUGAGUUCACGAACUCCAUUGGCAACGUCGCAUCCAAGACGCAGAUGUCCGUGGGCGUAGUGCAGACCAUCUCCCAGCAACUUGUCGGAGAUCGCGGCUCUCACUCCCAUGCUGACAAUACCAGCCGAGUCUUGGACAGCCAUUUGGAAGAGAACGAGACCACCCACGCUGCCGACAUGCAGAACAAGAAAAAGAAGAAGAUAGAGUCUAGCAUAACAAGCGACUCCAACUUGCAGACCAGCAACGUAUCAGGCCAACCACGGCCUCAUGUCAAAAAGAGCCGGAUCGAUUCCAGCGGGUCCAUCGACUUCAGCAAGGGCAAGCCCAGCAACCCGAGCGAUCACAGCUUGAAGGACAACCCCAAAAUCAGCGCCGAUGAUGGCAUCUCGAUCGAUACCAGGACGGCAGCGGCCCGUACCCAGUCUGGGGGCGCCUGCCUCGUACUCUCCGCAGGCGAGGCGCCCGCCCUAACUAUAUCAACAAAACAAGCAAUCACAAUGUCGAAGGCCAGUGGCGAACUUCAUCCGAAUCCAGCAUGAGAAUCGACCACAAUAAGGUCAAGCCCGCUUGCAGAUACGACUCCAGCUGGAAGACCGUCGACGGCCUUGACAGCCAGUUGGAGCAGGAUGAGGUCAACUGGUUAAUCAUGAAGGACAAUCCAAAUGUGCCCGUCGAUGACCAGAUAUCAGUCGACAAGAAUAAGAACAAGCAUAAGUCCCCGAUCCUGGUGAAUGAUAACACUCAGAAAAUGUUAAAGCGCAAGAAACUCGAAGACGAGAAGGCACCGACUUCCGAUGAGUGGCAGGCCAAGGACGGUGACAAGGACAGGGACAGCGAGCUCCAGGAGAAAAGCUCCAGGCAGUGAUGCCCCAGCCUCUCAUUGAGUUUGACAACGGAAAGGCGAGGAUCGAAGACAACGAUAUCGAAGCCUUCGUGUGAAGUCCCAGGUUUCGUCACCCGCCUUCCGCAGCUUCACAAGCCUCGAAGCCGUGAUCGCAAUAGAAGAUUUGCACCAAGCCAAAUGUCUGCUCUAAGAACCCUGGCAUGAAUCCGUUCGUGCCCCUGUAUGCAAAGUUGUUAGGAAUCCUGCGCAGAAGACGGCAGCCGGAGCUGGAGUUGAGCCCACAG